Gadus morhua (Atlantic cod) is the source of this 1646-nucleotide messenger RNA. It is a transcript of the gene ccdc134, whose product is annotated as coiled-coil domain containing 134. NCBI's taxonomy places the organism in Eukaryota, Metazoa, Chordata, Actinopteri, Gadiformes, Gadidae. The record is from RefSeq and is a predicted model, not a curated record. The transcript is spliced from 8 exons. The coding region runs from base 267 to 953 and encodes 228 amino acids.
CCUCUGAUCGCUUGUCAUUGGUCCACGGCACGGCAACUCAGCCUCUGUUAUCGUGGCGCUGACAGUGUAAGGAGUCGAGAGACGAAUGCAAAUUAAUGUCUCCACCGCAGCGUGUGCGCUUGAGGAUUGUACACAUCUGAUCGGCGGCAUAUCGAUGCAUUUUGAGACGUGCUGUUGAGUUGGACUUGGAGCAAUAUCCGAGUUAUUAUCUCCGGGUCUGGUUUGGCGCUGCUGCUUCUCACCACACGUGUCUCCCCCUGCUGGCCAUGUGGAGCGUAUGCACAGUGCUGCUAGCGGUGGCUCUGGGUCGGGCCUUCGGCUCCGACCCCUCCAGGAGCACACCACACAAACAUGACAACAACCUGGAGAUCUACAAGCGUCUGUUUGAGACCAAGAGGAAGGAGCAGCUGAACGCCCUGAAGAACCUGGUGGAGCUCAGCGACGUCAACCAGCAAUACAAGAUCAUCGACAUCAUGCUCAAAGGACUCUUCAAGGUCCUGGAGGACUCCAAGGCGGUGCUGGUAGCGGCUAACAUGCAGCCUGAAGACCCCUUCCCCCUGGACGACAAGAUCAAAGAAGCCUACUCCCACGUCGUGGAGAACACGGCGUUCUUCGGGGACGUAGCGCUGCGUUUCCCCCGGAUCGUCCACCACUACUACGACCGCAACGCCGACUGGAGCGGCCUGCUGCGCUGGGGCCUGCGCUUCUGCAACCACACGGGGGUGUUCACCGGAGGCACCCACCAGCACGUCCUCACCCUGAUGUCUCAGGAGCUCGGUAUAACAGAGAAAACGCCAGACUUCACUAAUCCGUACCGUACCGAGAGAGACAACGUUCUUCACACAGCGGAGGCCUUCCAGAGGCUCCUGAGAGAGGAGGAGAAGAGGAGGAGGAAGGAGGAGAAGAGGAAAGAGAUGAGGAAGGGUCCCCGCAUCUCCCGCUCCGAGCUCUAGAGCAAUGUAGAGGGGAGAGGGAGGAAGUGAGGAGGAGAAGGAGCUCUUCACCUGAAGGAGGGGGAAGAGGAGGAGGAUCAAACAUGGAGACACUUGAGAUCAUAAAGAAUAUUUCUUGUGAACUAAAACGACAGAGGAGAGAUUAAGAAUUUGUUUGUGAUUAACAACCGGGUUUCUUAAAGAAAACAUUGCAUUGUGGGACUUUCGGUCUACAACCGUGUUAUGUUCACAUGGAGCUGCCUCCCUAGGGAAUUUAUUACUUAUCAAAGCUUGUUUUGGUACGAGGGUGAUGACUCUGUUGGAGGGAAUUGAUUGAUGUUACUUUCGUUUUAUUUAGGGUCCCAAGCAAUGCAAGGAUUCCUAUUUUAUGAAAAGUGUUCAGUUCUAUAACUGAAAUAAUUUGUUGAUGUGGUAUAAACUAAAGUGAAAACUCCAUCAAACUCCUGUUCAAGCAUUACAAUUAAUAUUUUGGUUCACACAAUUUGAUAUAUCAUUUGAUGUUUUACAGGAAAUCAUUUUUUAUUGUACAAAGUAUAUUAAAAUGAGACCCUUGUUGGAAUUUCUAAAUUGUAUUACGACUGUUAUAUAAAUAUAUGUAUAUUCAGAAAAAGAUUGCUGCAAAGUCAACUAACUAAGCCUACAACUAUCAUUUUGUUAUCCGAUUUCAUGGAAUAAAAUAACAGAUUGGACGUA